AUGGCUAAGCAUUCGGUUCUGUUCAUUCCGGGGUCCUACGUUGUCCUAUCCGUCCACCAACCGCUCAUCGACGCGGUUUCCGCAGCUGGCUACGAGAUCAAUGGCAUCUAUUUACCCAGCAUCGGUCCAUGCAGCAGUGAGGGUUACCCGAGUCCGGCACCCUCGAUGUACGACGACGUAGCCGCCAUUGCGGACGAGGCAGAGCAGCUCGCGGACCAAGGCACAGAUGUGGUAUUGACCGGCCACUCUUACGCUGGAGUACCCAUGUCCCAGUGCACCAAGGGACUGAGCCGAGUCGAGCGGCAACAGCAGGGCAAACCGGGUGGGACCGUUCCACCUUGGCUACUAUGCCUCGCUCGUCCCAGCACUGGGACAAUAAGCCAGCUCGCUGCUAAGCCGCUUUUCAAAUAG
This is a messenger RNA of Cyphellophora europaea CBS 101466, 411 nucleotides long. RefSeq lists its product as uncharacterized. Bases 1 to 411 code for a protein of 136 amino acids. NCBI's taxonomy places the organism in Eukaryota, Fungi, Ascomycota, Eurotiomycetes, Chaetothyriales, Cyphellophoraceae. The transcript has a single exon. The record is from RefSeq and is a predicted model, not a curated record.